This is a messenger RNA of Equus caballus (horse), 1919 nucleotides long. It is a transcript of the gene CD151, whose product is annotated as CD151 molecule. Lineage: Eukaryota; Metazoa; Chordata; Mammalia; Perissodactyla; Equidae. Gene Ontology annotation, biological process: cell migration. Gene Ontology annotation, cellular component: plasma membrane. The record is from RefSeq and is a predicted model, not a curated record.
CAUUGCGGCGGCGCGGGGAUUCCUCCCCGGGCCUGACCGGAGCGGGGUCCGGGUCCCCUCCUUGGGCGCGGGCCGGCCUGGGGCCCGGUGGAGUUGCAGGCGCUGGAGCGGGGCAGCUCUGUCCCAGGCCGCGGAAACUAUUUCUGGCCGCCCUUUCCCCGGGGAAUCACAUCCGCCAGGCGCACCCGGAACGAGGGGCCCCUCCUCAGCCGGCAGCUGCGGAGUCUCCUGGGGAACUUCCGUCCACCUGUUCUACAGAGGAGCUGCCUGCCUGCCAGUCCAGGCCUGGUGUUGUGGGCUAUCUGACCUCCCCCGCCUCCCAGCCCCAGGAUGGGUGAGUUCAACGAGAAGAAGACGACAUGUGGCACCGUCUGCCUCAAGUACCUGCUCUUCACCUUCAACUGCUGCUUCUGGCUGGCCGGUCUGGCGGUUAUGGCAGUGGGCAUCUGGACACUGGCCCUCAAGAGCGACUACAUCAGUCUGCUGGCCUCAGGCACCUACCUGGCCACAGCCUACAUCCUGGUGGUGGCUGGCGUUGUUGUCAUGGUGACCGGUGUCCUGGGCUGCUGCGCCACCUUCAAGGAGCGGCGGAACCUGCUGCGCCUGUACUUCAUCCUGCUCCUCAUCAUCUUUCUGCUGGAGAUCAUUGCUGGCGUCCUGGCCUACGUGUACUACCAGCAGCUGAACGCAGAGCUCAAGGAGAACCUGAAGGACACCAUGACCAAGCGGUACCACCAGAAGGGCCACGAGGGCGUGACCAGUGCGGUGGACAAGCUGCAGCAGGAGUUCCACUGCUGUGGCAGCAACAACUCCCAGGACUGGCGGGACAGUGAAUGGAUCCGCUCGGGCGAGGCAGGUGGCCGUGUGGUCCCAGACAGCUGCUGCAAGACUGUGGUGGCCGGCUGCGGGCAGCGGGACCACGCCUCCAACAUCUACAAGGUGGAGGGCGGCUGCAUCAGCAAGCUGGAGACCUUCAUCCAGGAGCACCUGAGGAUCAUCGGGGCUGUGGGCAUCGGCAUCGCCUGUGUGCAGGUCUUUGGUAUGAUCUUCACGUGCUGCCUGUACAAGAGCCUGAAGCUGGAGCACUACUGACCUGCGCUGUGCUGGCCCUCCGCGCACGCUGCAGCUUCUCACCACCGCCCGUGUGACUACUGAGCUGACACUACUGAUGGCCAGGGAGCUGGGGUCCCGGGGGCCCCGCCCUCACCCCUUUGCCAGGGACAUUGUGUUCUCAUGCCUCUACCCACCCCGCCACCGUGACCUCUGGGGACCCGCACUCCCAGAAGGAGCUUCCAGUGCCUUCUGCUGCACACCAAAGUCUUGAGGCCUGAGGUAGGCCCCCCCCCCCCGUGGUGAGGAGGGGCUGCAAUUCUGCCUGUCCGCUGUCUGGGUGUGGCUGGUGGGGUGGAGCCACUGGGUUCUGAGAAUAAAGCGCCCCCCACCCACAGGCCAGCUUCUUUGGGGUGGGGUCAGGAGGCCGUGGGGUACUCCCUAAUGCCUCUGCUCAGUUGGAGGGGCUGGUUUGGGGGUGAGUUGGACAGAACUAGGCUGGGCCACCCUAGGGUGCUCCCAGCUGCCUGGAUACACCCCCAAUGGUGGCCAAGGGAAGGCCGGGAGGGGCAGGUGCAGAUGUGUCUGCCACCAGGACAGUCCCACUCAGUAACUUGAGGCCUCUCCCUGAGGCUCCUCCCCCAUUCUGUGCCUCUGCUGCUGCCCCUGCUCCUGGCCACCCUGCUCCCUGAGCCCCCGUUUCUCCCGCUGCUCUCAGCACUGUGUAAAAGGCCACAUACUCACAUGCUCACUGUCUCCCCUUCCCCGGGGCAGGGGCUUUGUGGGUUUUAUUCACUGCUGUGUUACAAAUGCCUAGAACUGCUCCUGCCACUUAACAGGUGCUCAAUAAACGUUUGUGGAACAGACGA